AGUUAAUGCAAACGCACGCACAAUUGUGAAAUAUUUUUGUUUUGGUCAUAGUAUUUUUCCCAAAACCAAACAUCAAAAAAAAAGUUCAAACGAUACAUGUUUAAAUAACAUUCGCGUGCAUCCAAAUCCAUUCCCUUCAAAGUUUUUUUUCCACCAAAUUCACAAAUAUACAACAAAAAAAUAACGCUAAUAAUAUUCUUAUGGUGUUAUAGUUUUAUCUAUUUUUUUAAAAUAAAAAUAAAGUGAACUUGUGUGCACUGAAAAUUAAAAAAAAAGAAUCGUGUUGACAUGAAGGAUUUUAUGAUAAAGAAAACUGUAAUUCAACGAAACUAAACACAUCAAUUCUAAUUGAAACGAAUAAAAUAAAAGCCGUGUUCUAAAUUAUGAAACUAAACGAAAUGAUUAUCGAAAAUUUAUGCGAAAUGAAACAAAAACUCUAACCGAAAAUUCGUUCAUCAAGAAGUGGUGAAUGAAUCAAAUAAAAGCAAUAGAACUGCGAGAAAGAAAUUGAAAUAAAGAACACAAUUUUUGCGAUAUAAUUCAAUACUUGAUAGAAAUUGGACAAUUAUUGUUCCGCUGGAUUGCUAAAGUGCACUUCUGCUUGUGUUCAUUUUUUUUGGCUCUUGGAAUACUUACAACAAUAUCAGACCCAGGAAAUAGAACGGCUACCACUUUGGAAAUAAAUUUAAAAAAAAAACGGCCUAUCACACUGUGUAACUUCCAGUUCAAAAGACUAAAUAGGUAUUUCAUCAACGACUGUUUCAAAUGUACUCGAGUGUACACUGUGACUUCAAUUUAUGAAGAUUGAAAAAAAUAUUUUUUUGAUCGCUGCGUUAUAAAUCAAAAUGAAGCUAAAAAUGUCUUAUUCAAAUUUGCCGAAACUAUUCGCUCACAUUUUAGUUCUUGUCGUAAUUGUGAGCGAUGCAACACAAGGCUUGGCCAAUUGUCCACAAGGAUGUAAAUGUGAUGAUCGAACGCUUGUCGUUAAUUGUGGCGAAGGUCAACUAGAUGUGCUACCAAUUGCAUUAAAUCCAUCCAUCCAACGAUUGGUCAUAAAAAAUAAUAAAAUAAAAACCAUCGAUUCAUCAAUUCAAUUUUAUGCUGAAUUAAUUUAUUUGGAUUUGAGUAUAAAUCAUCUGUUCAACAUUCCGGCCCGAACAUUUUACUAUCAAAAGAAAUUAGAAGAGUUGCAUUUAAAUCACAAUAAAAUUGGCAGCAUAACAAAUAAAACAUUCGUCGGUUUAAAUUCGUUGACCGUUUUGAAUUUGCGUGGCAAUUUCUUGGACACAAUUGGAUCGGGAAUAUUUUCGUCAUUGCACAAAUUGGAGGAACUGAAUCUUGGUCAAAAUCGUAUUUCACGCAUUGAAGUUGGUGCAUUCGAUAAUUUGCCCAAUUUACGUGUUCUUGCAUUGGAUGAUAAUCAAUUGUCAAUUGUACCAUCGCAACCAUUGGCACCAUUAACAAAUUUAGCCGAAUUAUAUUUGGGCAUCAAUUCAUUUCGUACAAUUCAAUCGGGUGCAUUUGCAAUGUUGACACAUUUGAAUAAUUUGGAUUUAAAAGGUGCAGCAAUGGUAAACAUAUCAUUGGGUGCAUUCCGUGGUCUUGAAAAUUCAUUGCGUACAUUGCAAUUGUCUGAUAAUCGGUUGGUUAAAGUGCCAACGGUGCACUUGAGCGAAUUGUCACGCUUAGAAGAAUUAUCAUUGGGACAAAAUGAUUUUGAAACAAUUCCAGAAGGUGCAUUUGUUGGAUUAAAAAACUUACGACGUUUGGACAUAAGUGGAUCGAUGCAUUUGCGGAAAAUUCAAGCUGGUGCAUUUGCAACAAAUACAAAUCUCGAGUCAAUUACCAUUGCAUCAAAUAAAAUGUUGACAGAGGUACAAGAAGGUGCUCUAAGUGGACUUCCACAUUUGAAGCAUGUUAUAUUACGUGAUAAUGCACUAACAACACUCGACGAAGGUCUAUUCCCCUGGAGUGAAUUGCACACAUUUGAUCUAUCUGAUAAUCCAAUUGUAUGCGAUUGUCGAGUUCUUUGGCUAAGAAAUUUACUCAUUAUGAAAAACUCUAGUCAAUUUACCAGCGAACAACAAGACAAUACAAUAUUUUGUCAUGCACCCGAACGUCUUCGUGCCGAACCAUUGACAGCAAUUUCACCAUCAUUAUUGGGAUGUUCACAUUCAACGACACGUCGUCAAGCAAUGUUUGGUACACUUUUAGUUGGUAUUGCAGCGACAAUAACCGCAUUUGCAUUACUCAUCUACCGAUAUCGUCGACAAAUUCGCGAAGUGAUGAAGGGACGAUGUACCGGUUCAAAUCCGUUGGGCCCAAAAGAGCGCGAAUAUCAAAAGAGCUAUUACGAUGAAGACUCGUUUUUAUCCAGACACAUAUAUGCGCAGGCAACUAAUCAGCAUCCAUGCAAUUUGGCCGCACAUCCAACAACAUUGAAUCACUACUACUACACACCAAUUCAUCGUCCACCGAUUACAGAAUUAUGACAAUCAAUAGCCCCGCCGCCUUUGCCACCACGCGGCCCACAAAUGCAUCUGUUUUCAAGUAUUAGCGAUGCAAGCAAUAGCAGCGUUAUAAAUAGCGUAUAUGGAUGCGGCGGCAGUGGAAGCGGCGGGACAAAUGAUGUCUCAACACACAGCACAUCAUCGACGGCAUUUCUGCAAUUGAGUCAAGAUCAUCUUAGCAAUCAUCAUUCACUCGGUUUUAAGAGCUUGUGCCGACAAUAAAACUGAGAAAGAAUCACAUGAACCAACACAUUCACUCACUGUAUAUAUGUUCAUUAUCAUUUAAAGUGGCUAUAUGUCAUACGAGAAACAAUUGUGGCGUGGUCAAGGAUAUAAAUAGUCGAAGUAUCUCUUAAUCGUCAUCAUCAUCGUCAUGCUGAAAAGUAAAAGUUGACAACCACAAGAAUUUCACUUUUCAAAGAAACCCAAAGCUAAUCUAUCUAAUGUGGCAUCGAACAAAUCACAAAAGCAAUAUAACAUUGAGAUAAUAUUAUCCAUGAAAUUUUAAAUUCGCUAAAACAUACAAAAUAACUUACAAUUGAUCUAAAAAAAACUUAUUGUCUUGAAUUUCGAUUACUUAAUACAUUGUGAACAAACAAUAUUUCUCUUUCAAACCGUCGAGAGUUAGUUGUAGAGAUGAAUCAAAUGAAAUUUAGAAUGUAGUAGUACGAUAUUGUGAACAAAACUUUUCAUGUCCAUUUGUAAAUCAAUUCAUUAGAUAUUAUUCAAGAAAUUCAUCUAACCGUCAAUAAUUUAUCAUACCUAAUCAUAUAAAAUGUAGAUUCUUUCAAAUAUGAUUCAGAUCACAUCAGUGAACAAAAACAAUUUCGCGACAACAAUGGUUUACUUCAUAUUCACCUAGCCACGACAUAAAUUUUAAUCUUGAACGUGAUUUCUAGAGUAAGAAAUAUUGAACGAAGUCAAAUUUCAAUAUUAAAUUGAAUUUAAUUGCACGUACAAAACGGAUAUAUGGAUAAAUAUAUCAAACACUGACCAUUCACAUUACGUGGAAAUUUUAAUUUAAAAAAAUAAUAAAACGACUUAUAAUGUACGUACUGUGUACGAAAAUAAUGAGAAAACGUAGCAUUUAUCAUUUGUGAACUGUAAAAUAUAGAUUAAUAAACUAAUUUAAAAAUUAAAUAUAUUUAAAUGUAAACAAUCUUAAUAAAAUAAUUUAAAAUGAACACUUUGAA
Molecule: messenger RNA, 3703 nt
Organism: Contarinia nasturtii (swede midge)
Lineage: Eukaryota; Metazoa; Arthropoda; Insecta; Diptera; Cecidomyiidae
Product: leucine-rich repeats and immunoglobulin-like domains protein 1
Exons: 4
Coding region: 846-2492 (548 amino acids)
Cellular component (GO): extracellular matrix
Molecular function (GO): protein binding
Source: RefSeq, a predicted model, not a curated record